AUGACUACCCCUGUCAAUGGAGACAGCUUAUUGACCGCCUUGGUUGCAGGCUGCUCCGCCUCUGGGGUGACUGCUUUUCUCAGCUUCCCUCUUGACUUUUUGAAGGUCAACCUGCAGCUUUCAAACUCCGCUGCCAGCUCCCAGUUCAAUGUGACGCAAGACUUCUCGAGCAUAAGGCAAAUUAUGACGGGAUCCAGUGCAUUAGUCACUGGAAGCAUCAUCAAAAACUUCGCCAGAAUCUCCUCCUACAACUGGGCUUCUAAUUUCAUGGCUAUUGACACCCUGUCUGAAAAGAAGAAAACCAGCGCCCCCAGAGUCGUCAUCGCGGGUGUCAUGUCAGGGUUCAUGGAGACUAUUUGGAUAGUUCCUUUUGAAAGGAUCAAGACAGUCAUGAUCCAGAACAACCUCCUAGAGGCUGAGAAAAGAGGCAACCCAAAACCUUCGACCGACAUAACCGGUCUCUCUUUCGAGAAGCGUGUCAAGCUUCCCAACAUAGCAAAACAAUAUGUAUCUCCUCACGCUUACUACACGAGCGAGGUGCUUUCCCAGCUUAGAUCUGGAAGGCCCAUGUCGAAGUUUCUGUCGCCCUCUUACGGUAAACCGACACAGUUUAAACCACAUCACAUCAAUCAUCAUCUGCUGAACGCUAUUGAUGCUCUCAAACUUGAAUUCAACAAAACCCCUGCUUUAACGAUGCUCAAGACUGUUCGUCAAAUGUAUGCUUUGGAAGGAUUGCAUGCGUUUACUGCCGGUACAAUGAUCACAUUUGUGCGCCAAGUCGGCUCAGGAGCAGCAUGGUUUUCCACCUACAGCGCCACUCGCCAGCUCUUAGAUCCCCAUGGGAAGUCUCCAGAGCCAAUGUGGUUUUCUCUUCAUAUUGGGAAAGCCCAGCAGUCGCUCCUUUAUGUUGUCUCUGCCUGUGCAUCAGUGGCCUUGACACAACCGCUAGAUGUGGUGAAGUCCCAUAUCCAGCUGAAAAACGGAAAGUUAUUGUACAAGGACUCGCUUUCGACCGCUUACAAAUUAGUGGCUCGCAGAGGGUUUUUGCUGCUCUACGCCGGUGGAUUUCCUAGAGGAAUCAAAAUUGCUCUCCAUGGCUCCAUUACCGCUCUCCUAUACAACUACUUCGAAAGAGGUAUCAAUGUGUUGGGUGAAAAAUCUGUGUUCACAGACUAG
Molecule: messenger RNA, 1176 nt
Organism: Metschnikowia bicuspidata var. bicuspidata NRRL YB-4993
Lineage: Eukaryota; Fungi; Ascomycota; Pichiomycetes; Serinales; Metschnikowiaceae
Exons: 1
Coding region: 1-1176 (391 amino acids)
Biological process (GO): mitochondrial citrate transmembrane transport
Source: RefSeq, a predicted model, not a curated record